This is a messenger RNA of Ochotona curzoniae (black-lipped pika), 927 nucleotides long. It is a transcript of the gene SNRPN, whose product is annotated as small nuclear ribonucleoprotein polypeptide N. Bases 73 to 795 code for a protein of 240 amino acids. Gene Ontology annotation, molecular function: RNA binding. Gene Ontology annotation, biological process: mRNA splicing, via spliceosome. Gene Ontology annotation, cellular component: U2 snRNP; catalytic step 2 spliceosome; U1 snRNP. The record is from RefSeq and is a predicted model, not a curated record. Lineage: Eukaryota; Metazoa; Chordata; Mammalia; Lagomorpha; Ochotonidae. The transcript is spliced from 8 exons.
AUUCCCAAGCAAAAACCAGGUCUAAGGGUCCUGAAAUUCUACUUUGGACAUUGGAUUGGUGGAACCGCAAACAUGACUGUGGGCAAGAGCAGCAAGAUGCUUCAACACAUUGACUAUAGAAUGAGAUGUAUCCUGCAAGAUGGCCGAAUCUUCAUUGGCACCUUUAAGGCUUUUGACAAGCAUAUGAAUUUGAUCCUCUGUGAUUGUGAUGAGUUCAGGAAGAUAAAGCCAAAGAAUGCAAAGCAACCAGAACGGGAAGAAAAGCGGGUUUUGGGUCUGGUCUUGCUGCGUGGGGAAAACUUGGUAUCGAUGACUGUUGAGGGACCACCUCCCAAAGAUACUGGCAUUGCUCGGGUACCACUUGCUGGAGCUGCAGGAGGCCCUGGAGUUGGUAGGGCUGCUGGCAGAGGCGUACCAGCUGGGGUCCCAAUUCCCCAGGCCCCUGCUGGAUUAGCAGGCCCUGUCCGAGGAGUUGGGGGGCCAUCACAGCAGGUAAUGACUCCGCAGGGAAGAGGCACUGUAGCAGCUGCUGCUGUUGCUGCUACUGCCAGCAUUGCUGGAGCCCCAACACAGUAUCCGCCAGGACGAGGGACUCCACCCCCACCUGUGGGUAGAGCAACCCCACCUCCAGGAAUUAUGGCACCUCCGCCUGGUAUGAGGCCACCAAUGGGCCCACCAAUUGGGCUUCCUCCUGCUCGAGGGACACCGAUAGGUAUGCCUCCUCCAGGAAUGAGACCACCUCCACCAGGAAUUAGAGGCCCACCUCCCCCAGGAAUGCGUCCACCAAGACCCUAGAAUAUGUUGCUCUGUCACUGUCACUUUUUCCCCUGCAAUGCAUCUCGUGAAAUUGUGCACAAUGUUUGUGAGCUUUUUGUCCCCACUUUCUGCGUUAAUAAUAACUAAUAAUAAAUGCACAUAUCAAUUAAA